CAUUUUCCUCAUAUGUUCGCUGGGUCCAAGCCCAGACUUGGCUGUGAGUGCUUGGGUGCUGUGGAGGGACCUCUUAGUGACAGCCUAUUUCCUUCCGAGUCAGAAGCAAACCCAAGGCUCCUAGUCAGGUGACCGUGAAGCGCCGCCACCAUGUUUUUCUCUCCAGGUGGCUGCGCUUCAGGUACAAAGUAUUUCAGUGAUGGGUGAGGUCAGAGCUGUUCUACCCAGUUCUUCUUUUUGGCUUGCACCCUUGGGAGAGCACCCUCCACCUCGGAGCAGGAGGACGAAAGGGCAGCACGACAAGCCUAUGUUCAAUCACUACGGGUUGUUGCUGCCACAGCACCGUUCAGACCACACUGCUAGGCUGUGUGACUGGAGGCCAGCAUUCCCACGCUCAGCCGGGAUUCCCACGCUCAGCGGUGUUCACAUGUGGAGCUGAAGUUCACUUGCAGCGGGGUGUCGGGAGAACCCGAGGGCUGGUCUGCUGCUCCUCGACUAAGGCUUCAGAGCAUCACACAGUCAGCCCUCCAGUGUUAUGAUGUAUCCAGCUGGCCCAGGAUCUGGUGACUCCCCGGAGGGCUUCCCUGAACAGCCGAGGCUCCAGCCACAAAUUGGAAAUGGCACAGCUCAGACACUGGAUGCUUUCUUUACAUGUCGAAAAAAUGCCCUUCUGGCGAAGAGCUCGUCCCCCCAGGUAGAGGGUAACUUUGCCAUGGCCCCUCGGGGGCCUGACCAAGAGGAGUGUGAGGGCCUGCUGCAGCAGUGGCAAGAAGAAGGUUGGAGCCAGGCACUCUCGACUGCGAGUGAGGGUCCUCUUGCAGAUAAAGGACUAGCUGAGAGCAGUCUGGCACUCCUGAUGGAUAAUUCUGGAGAACAGGAUGCUGCCUCGGAGGACAAGUGGUCCAGCAGGCAGCUGAGUGACCUUCGGGCAGCAGAGAACCUGGACCAGUCUUUCCCUGAGGUGCCAGGGGAGGAGCCACUGGCCGAGGUUGAGGGCCCUUUGUGGGCAGCUGUCCCUGUGCAGACAGGGCCCCAGUAUGCAGACUGCGCUGUCCUCCCAAUGGGCGCAAUGGCUGCAGAGCAGUGGGAAGAGGACCCUGCAAUGGUGGCCUGGAGUAUAGCACCGGAGCCUAUGCUCCAGGAAGAGACUUCCAUGUGGCCCUUUGAAGGCCUGGAGCAGCUGCAGCCUCCCCCGAUGGAAAUACCCUAUCAUGAAAUCCUGUGGCGAGAAUGGGAGGAUUUCUCCACGCAGCCAGAUGCUCAGGGUCUGGAGGCAGGGGAUGGCCCUCAGUUCCAGUUCACUCUGAUGUCGUAUAACAUCCUGGCCCAGGAUCUGAUGCAGCAGAGCUCAGAGCUCUAUCUGCAUUGCCAUCCAGAUAUCCUCAACUGGAAUUACCGCUUUGCCAACCUCAUGCAGGAAUUCCAGCACUGGGACCCUGAUAUCCUGUGUCUUCAGGAAGUCCAGGAAGACCAUUACUGGGAGCAGCUGGAGCCCUCUCUGCGGAUGAUGGGCUUCACCUGUUUUUACAAGAGGAGGACUGGCUGUAAAACGGAUGGCUGUGCUGUGUGCUACAAGCCCACCAGGUUCCGUCUGCUCUGUGCCAGCCCUGUGGAGUUCUUCCGACCUGGGUUGGAGCUCCUCAAUCGGGACAAUGUGGGCUUAGUGUUGCUGCUGCAGCCGCUGGUCCCAGAAGGUCUGGGGCAAGUCUCAGUGGCUCCCCUAUGUGUGGCAAAUACCCACGUCCUGUACAACCCGCGUCGGGGUGAUGUCAAGCUGGCCCAGAUGGCCAUUCUUCUGGCCGAGGUGGACAAGGUGGCCAGGUUGUCAGAUGGCAGCCACUGCCCUAUCAUCUUGUGUGGGGACCUGAAUUCUGUCCCUGACUCACCUCUCUACAACUUCAUCAGGGAUGGAGAGCUCCAGUACAAUGGGAUGCCAGCCUGGAAGGUUUCUGGACAGGAGGACUUCUCUCAUCAGCUUUACCAGAGGAAGCUGCAGGCCCCACUGUGGCCCAGCUCCCUGGGCAUCACUGAUUGCUGCCAGUAUGUCACCUCCUGUCAUCCCAAGAGAUCAGAGAGACGUAAGUAUGGCCGAGACUUCCUGCUACGAUUCCGCUUCUGCACCAUCGCCUGUCAGCGGCCGGUAGGACUGGUCCUCAUGGAGGGAGUGACAGACACUAAGCCAGAUCGACCUGCUGGUUGGGCCGAGAGUAUCUUUGAGGAAGAGAUAUCAGAACUUGAGCCUGUCUUCUCCAGGACUAUAGGCACCAUCCAGCACUGCCUCCACCUGACCUCAGUAUAUACCCAUUUCCUGCCCCAGCAUGGCCGCCCAGAGGUCACAACGAUGCCCUUAGGUCUUGGGAUGACGGUGGAUUACAUUUUUUUCUCAGCCGAAUCCUGUGAGAAUGAGAAUCGAGCUGAUCACAGGCUGGAUCGCGAUGGGACUCUCAAGCUCCUGGGCCGCCUCUCCCUCCUCUCUGAAGAGAUUCUCUGGGCUGCCAAUGGCUUACCCAACCCCUUCUACUCUUCAGACCAUCUCUGCCUGCUCGCCAGCUUCGGCAUGGAAGUCACUGCCCCAUGAGGGCCCCAGGGAAAGAACUCACUGGAUGGACGACUGCAAAGGCCCGUGCUGUGGAAACUUCUGUCCCUCCCCUCAUUUCCUCCUGCCCGUGGUUAGACUCUCUCCAGGCCUGUCCACGUUCUCUGCCUGUGGUCCCUGCCCUGCCCCAACCUCUUCCCCAUCCUGUGCCACAUGCUAGGUGGCCCUGGGAGAGGUGGAAAGCGUUCCUCUUCCUUCCAUGUACCCAGAGCCCCUCCCCCAUUGAUGUUUAAUGACCAGGGUUGCGGGAGUUAUUGAUCUCAUUGGUUAUUUGCUUUCAGGCCAUUUCUUGGUGACACCCUCUGACCUAACUUCUCCCUCCCUUUAUGACCUCUGGGCUGGCAUACACAUGCAAGGUGUGUGUAAAGCAUGAGUUCUCUUGGGGUGGGACUGCCCAGCACUGCCAGGCCUGCCUCUGCCUAGUCCACAUGCCACCAUGAGGUGCUGGGGUAAGGGCAGGUUGAGAGCAUGGCACAGGCGCUGUGUGCUACCUGGAGGCAGCAGGUGUAGGACCCUUUACCCUCCAAGGUUCCUUAGUCAGCUAGGCAGCCUGGCAUACUUGUGAUUUCUGCAGACAGAUUGGCCACAGCCUGGAGCAGCAGCUCAGGGAUGCACCAUAUACCAGCACUCCUCAGACCUGGAUGAUUUUGGUAGGACUUCUCUGAGGAAGGCAAUUUGAAGUCUUGUGUUGGGGUUCAGUGGGCUGGCACAGUGGUGUGAAGUUUAAAGCAUUUUAGGAAAAGAAGAAUGAACCUUCAUGGAACUGUAGUCUCACUGGACUCUGCAGAACUGGGCAAGAGUUGGAGUCCCAGUAGAAAGAGCAAGAGGCUGUACAGCUGCCUUCACCAGGACUGGAGCCCCAGGGGGCGCGUUCUCUGACCUUUGCGCACCUAAGAGAGUUUCUUUUCUCCUUCUCACUCUACUCCCCCGCCCCCGUCUCCUGCCUUCCUUGUUCUUCUGUUUCCUCUCUAGAGAAGACUGCUGUUCAGUCACUCCAAACCAUCUCAAGAGCCUGGCUUUGGGCAAACUAGGUCCAAGAACUCAGGGUGAAAGUGCUUGCAGAUUUGCUCUGCCUUUCCUCCCCAGACAUGGGACCCCUGAUCCACUCGAGACCCCUGUAGCCCGUGCCAUGUCACCUGCAUGCCUUACUCAUCGCCGGGGUGCGGCGGGGUCCUUGGGCAGAUCCUCCGCACAGCUUUAACUCAGUGUCCGCUGGCCCUCGUUGGUUUGUCCACUCCAUUUCCCCCGGAGACUGGAGGCUGUGCCUAGGGAUGGUGGGCCAGAACUUUUCCUUUCUUUGAAAACCAAAGCCCUGGCUGGAAUGCUGCUGCACUGCUGAUUCUCAGCUUCCCGAGCUCAGGUUCUGGGGGACCUUCUUUUCCUGUGUGUGUCUGUUUUUAAGUUUUGUUUUCUGGGUACUGGACAUACGCCUGUCUGAGCCCCAGGCCUGUCUGUCCACGGCCCAUUUUUCACCAUCUCUCUCUCUGGUACCUCCUGAGAUGGUUUCACAACCGUGCCCUGUCCUCAGGACAAGGGCCAAUGACUAGUCCCUCUGCCAGGAAAUGCAGGUUCGGCUGCUAAAGAAGGUGGAGGGCUAGAGUUUGAUGGUUUAUCUUUUCCCUGUUUCUUACUUGUUUCUGUUAUAGAAAUGAAGUGUGGGGGUUUAAAAGGCAUUUAAACUGCGCUCUGUAGCCGGCAGAACCAGGCAACGUUUUUCCCAAUAAAGGCUUAUCAUGCCCCCUC
Peromyscus leucopus (white-footed mouse) is the source of this 4339-nucleotide messenger RNA. RefSeq names its product angel homolog 1 (gene Angel1). The record is from RefSeq and is a predicted model, not a curated record. NCBI's taxonomy places the organism in Eukaryota, Metazoa, Chordata, Mammalia, Rodentia, Cricetidae. Gene Ontology annotation, molecular function: 3'-5'-RNA exonuclease activity. The coding region runs from base 536 to 2578 and encodes 680 amino acids. The transcript is spliced from 11 exons.